Spizellomyces punctatus DAOM BR117 is the source of this 1686-nucleotide messenger RNA. RefSeq lists its product as uncharacterized. The transcript is spliced from 2 exons. Lineage: Eukaryota; Fungi; Chytridiomycota; Chytridiomycetes; Spizellomycetales; Spizellomycetaceae. The coding region runs from base 1 to 1539 and encodes 512 amino acids. The record is from RefSeq and is a predicted model, not a curated record.
AUGCCCAUUGGAGGACUUUCUAGAAAACGUGCAGGGGUAGACGUCAGCGGAAGAACAGCGAAAGGAAAAUUGUGCAAAGAUGAUGGCAUAUUGGUCGUGCGUUGGUCGCUGACCGAGUCAUUUUCAAAUCGAGGGAUUGAGAAAGCCCCUCCAUUCCAGAGUGUCUAUAAAUUCAAGGGUUUGGACAUCCCCCUUUUAGUCUAUAGCAAUCGUAUUCCAAUUCGCAAGCUUCAACCCGUCUCCAUAGUCAUCAUCCCAAACCCCCUGUUGAAAAUCAUGCAUCUUCUCCAAUCUUUAGCCCUAGUCGCCGCAUCCCUUACGCUCGCAAUCGCGCAACAAUCCACACCUCCCGCGAAUAUGUACGAUACGUUAGCAGCACACGCAAACAACCAAACCACCACCCAGGGUCAAACGUACGGAACCUUUUAUGGUCUCGCCCAACGUCUCUCCGACAUUGGCAAUGCUCUUAAACAAGGCAACACGAACCGGACUUUGUUUGCGCCGACUGAUGAUGCAUUCAGAAAGUUGAACGAUAGCGAUCCGACUGGUUACCAGGGUUUGGUGGCCAAUACGCAAUUGCUCACAAAUGUUUUAAAGUAUCACCUUUUGGCAAAGGAUCAGUACUUUGACCCUACGCGUGUCUCCGCCUACCGCGGAUUCUACGGUACCGAACUCGACAAGGGUCAAGUUGUCCGCAUCGACGUAAUCGACGGCAGGUUGAACAACGGCAGGACCACUUUGACCAACGGCGUAAACUCAUCCAGCACCGUCGGUACCAUCCCCGCCUCCAACGGUGUUAUUUACGGGAUUGAUUCGGUCCUCGUUCCUCCUUAUAGUUUCAACAGGACCCUAGCAUCCAAGGACUCGACCAGCGCCUUCCAAGCCUUGCUUCAGCAAGCUAACCUUACGACCAAGGCAGAUUCGCUACAAUACGUCACCAUCUUUGUACCAAACAAUGCCGCUAUACUGGCACUUCGAUCAACUGAUGCAAACCUCUCUGCAGCCAUUUUGUCAACUACACUCGACCUCCACAUUGUUCCCCGCGUUAUCUACUCCACGGAAAUUCCACAAACCGAUAACAAUCCAGUCAAUGUCUCGACGGCUGCUCCCGGUUUGAAUGUCACUGUUCGUAAAAGCGGAAACGACAUUUCGGUCUCAGGGCCUGGAAACCGAAUCCCAGCCAGGGUUGUCGAUGGAGACAUUUUGUUUGCGGGCGGUGUCAUUCACAUUAUUGACAGCGUAUUGCUCCCCAAUGUCAACGCGAAUGGAACGGUCCAAGGUCUCCAAGGUGGUGCAGGCAACCAGCCCGACACUCCUGUCCAGCCUAAUUUGCCACAGGACAACACGGCGCAAGGUCCUAUUGCUGGUGGUGGGGAUGUCAGCAACAUUAGGGAUGUCAGCAACAGUAAUAAUUUGAGGGGUGUCGGUGGUAACAGUGGCUCUGGCUCUGGCUCAAGCUCUAGCAGCGCGGGCAAAGCUGUAGAGUCGUCCUUUGGUGCUGUGGUGGCUAUGGCAGUGGCAAUGAUUGCCCUCUUGUGAGAUGCCUAUCAAGAGAUUCUAGUCUCGAGUCGUUCUCUAGGAGUGCUGUAUCAUAUUCCUUGACACUAGGUGUCCAAAUGUAGUUGUAAUAUAUGUCUCUGUAUCUAAGCUAAACAUUUUUUGCACUGCAUUUGCUACGUUUAUAAA